Spodoptera frugiperda (fall armyworm) is the source of this 6515-nucleotide messenger RNA. Its product is annotated as GTP-binding protein 2. The transcript is spliced from 18 exons. The coding region runs from base 415 to 3054 and encodes 879 amino acids. NCBI's taxonomy places the organism in Eukaryota, Metazoa, Arthropoda, Insecta, Lepidoptera, Noctuidae. The record is from RefSeq and is a predicted model, not a curated record. Gene Ontology annotation, biological process: translational elongation. Gene Ontology annotation, molecular function: GTPase activity; GTP binding; translation elongation factor activity.
AAACAAAUAAGAUUUUUUAUACAUACCUACAUUUAUAUUAUGGUUGUGUAGUAAAACGUCAAAAUGUCCAGUGCAAUGAAAUUCAUGACGAAAUUUUCGCAACCAUAACGAAAUAAUCUUAUCGGUAUUAAAACAACGGCAUUAUAAAACAAUUCUCUUUAUUAACAUCAAUAUGUUAUCGUGUUAGUGACGUUUCGUUGCGUGCGCGAAGCCCUUCGUUCCACCUAAGCGAAGAUUUAUACAAUAAUAUUUAUUCAGUUGUAUGAAAAUCGUAAUUUUUACGUCACUGUAAAUAAUUUGGCAGUGUUCCUCUGUUUGUGGUGUUUGUUGACUCACAAUAGCUUUAGAAGUGGCGUUGGCAACAAGCUAGUACAAAAGUGACCUUGGGCGUAACAAUAACAGCUGUUUGCAUAAAUGGAUUCGUUCUUCAGUCUGUUCGACCCCUCGGAGGGUAGUCAGAACAAGCCGAAGAACAAAAAGAGACACAAACCUGAACAGGACACCGUUAAGAAGAAACCUGACGCACCUAAGGGACGCAGAAGAGGCCGCAAGUCCGCGGUGAAGAACGAGACGUUACCGGAGGAGUCCUCUUUCCUCUGCGAACCCGACCUCAGCACCGAUCUCCUAGUGAAAGACGUUAGCUAUAUAGAAAACUUCAUCGAGAUUAACAAGAAGGAAGAUGAUAAAACAGACCCCGACAAGAAACCGAGACGAAGAAACUCCGGACGCAAAUGCAGACGGAAAAAGAACAAAAUCUCCCCCCUUAAAGACUUACCCAAUCAGGCCUGGGUAGAAACCAACCCAGACAGCAAUUUGGAAACGAAAAAUUGGAACAACCAACUUUUAGUCCAGAAAAUUUGUGACGAGAACAUUGGAAAAAAUGUGAACGAUUUAAAAAAUGAAAUGAAGAUUAAAAAUAAGAGGAAUGAAGUGUCGAGUAUCGAUAAGUUUCGUGAUAGGGAUGUGUAUAAUGUUAUCGAUAAAUUGGAAAAGGUUAUUUUGAAGGAUGAUAUGUAUCUGGCGGGGGAUUUCGAUGCUAACGACUUGGAAAAUGAUUUCUUCUAUAGUUCAGAUGAUUUGGAAGAUUUUAUUGAUGAUUCUACGUCAGAGCCGGACGACUCGGGCGACGAGGUGUACGGCAGCCUGCCGCCCGAGCCCAGGUUCGGUAACGUCGAGUAUAAGCUGCAACUGGUCUCGCUGUGCGAGAGGAGAUUCCAGCAUCUUGUCACACAGUUAAAAUGGCGUCUCCGAUCUGGUGGUGGCAGCGCAGUAUACGUGUUGGGAGUGAGAGACUGCGGCGCUCUGGUCGGGCUCCGAGCGAGAGCCCUGCGAGGCUCGCUCGUCACUUUACGUAGAAUGGCCGGGGCCCUUGGCGCCACACUCACGCACGUCACCGCGAGACGCGUCGCGCCACAUCGAGCAGUUGCCGAAGUAUACGUUCGAAAGUUACCGGACCCGAAACAGAGCGUAGAACUGCGAGUGGCCGUGAUGGGAGCCAACGAAGCUGGCAAGUCCACGCUGAUAGGAGUACUGACUCAAGGUGAAUUGGACAACGGCAGAGGCAGUGCACGACUGAACAUGUUCCGACAUCUGCACGAGGUUAAGAGUGGGAGGACAUCGUCACUCAGCCACGAGAUACUCGGGUUUGAUGCCCAGGGUAACGUGGUAAACUACGGAUGUUCAGAGCUGAUGACGGCCGAGAGGAUCGGCGAGAGGAGUGCCAAGCUGGUGUCGUUCCUGGACCUCGCGGGACACAGCAAGUACCAGCGGACCACGCUGCACGGCCUCACCGGGUACUCGCCGCAUUACGUCAUGCUAGUGAUCUCAGCGACAGCCGGUAUAACCCCGAUCACCGAAGAACACAUCAGCCUCCUCUCAGCGCUGGACCUGCCAUUCUUCGCCGUCAUCAGCAAGUGCGAGCUCGCAGCCACCGCCGUUAGACCGUUGACCGCCCGACUGGCCGAGCUACUGGCUGCUAGCAAUAAGAAACCUCUACUGAUCACCGACGAGAACCUCGCGAGGAACUGCGUGGCUCCUCAGAAGCUGAUCAUUGACGCACUCGACCAUAGCAAGGAGGAAACUAUCGGCGAGUCGUCGGUGAUCCCAGUGUUCCCAGUGUCGAGUGUCCGCGGCGUGGGGCUGAGCGCGCUGCACGCCUACCUGCUGGCGCUGCGACACCCGCAGUCUAACGCCACGCAUAGGGCUGAGGAUGAAACGUGUGAGUUCCAAAUAGACGAGAUAUUCCACGUGGGGGACAACUCCGGCCCCGUCGUGGGGGGACUCCUAGCUAGGGGACAGCUAAGGGAGGGAGAUAAUGUUAUCAUAGGCCCCCUAGAAGACGGAUCAUUCGCCCCCACGUCCGUCCGCUCAAUAUACCGCAACCGCGCGCCGUGCGGCUGGGUGCGCGCCGGGCAGUGCGCCAGCGUGGGGCUGUGCGCGGGGGCGCAGCCCCGCCCCGGCAUGGUGCUGCUGGCGCCGCCGCGCAGGGCUCCCAGGCGGCCCGCCUUCGGAGCCUGCGCCCCCGGCGAGUGUAAGCAGGGUAACCAGCUAAAACAGCUAAUAGAACAAAACCUCACAGAAAAGACGAAGAAUCGCAAAAACGUGCGGCGAAAAAACAAGAAUCUACUCGGCGACGUGGAAUCGGACGAGCGAGCCAAAGACAUAGUGAUUGAUAGUACUAUGUUGUAUGACGAUAAUGUUAACGAUGCCAAGUAUGACGACUGUGUGUGUGCUGAUAAAGUCCUGCUUGAAGAUCCUAAUGAUCCAAGGGGGUGUAUUUAUUUUCAGGCGUCAGUCCACGUGCUCCGCCACUCGACCGUCAUAUACCCCGGCUUCCAGUGCACCGUGCAUGUCGGCAACGUCAGGCAGACCGCCAUUAUCGAGGGUAUAAUGUCCCUGCACAGCGUGCUUCGUGCGGACGAGCGCGCGUCCGUGCUGUUCCGGUUCGUGCGCUGCCCCGAGUACCUGGUCAGGGGACGGCGGCUGCUGUUCACCGCCGGACUUGGGACCAGAGGCAUCGGCCGGAUCACUCAAGUAUUCCCCUACGUACCUUGAACACCAACCUCAUCAAAUUCGGUCAAGCAAUUUCGUAUAAUACGACUUUACAAGUAAACUAACAGAUCUGUUGUCUCGCUCUAACGUAGUGGCAUUCUCAUGGGAUAGAAAGGGAUGGAGAAUGAUCGUUUUGGAAUUUAAUAAUAAUAAUCACCACUCGCUUUGUCUAGCAGUAUUUUUUUAAUUUUUCAUAACUUUUUAAGAUAUUUUUUUAAUAAUUGACGCCUAUUGUAGUUAUUUAGAUAUAAUUCUUUAAGUAAAUCUGUGUCGGGUUCGAUUCCCGGUUAAGGUAUUCAUUGAGAUGGUCACUGUCUAUCAAGGGGUUUGAUUCUCGAUUAAAACAAUAAUUUGACAUUUCCCCUAUUACAUGGGACUUAUAACACAAAUGUUGAAAAGUGGGUGUACAUUGUAUAGCGGCAUUACGUGUCGUAAUGUGCACCUCUGUCUACCCCUUCGGGGAUAAAAGGCGUGACGUUGCCAUAUAAGCUAUAUAUUAUGUGAAUUUAUUCAUUAAUAAUCUAAAUAACUCAAUAGGCGUUAGAAUUAAAUUUAAAAGUGACAGUCCACUGCUGGACUACGAGCCUCCUCUACAUAAGAGGGUUUGCCAUAAUCUCCGCAGGCAGGCGGGUUGGAGAUCGCAGUGUAAAAGGUUCAGGUUUAUCAGAGAGCGCUGCUGGACAAUCUCUGUCUUUAAAUUCCCGUGGGUAUAAGAAACCCGUGGGAAUAGUAGCGGUGGUCACCACAAUCAUUAUUCUAGUCGAUACAGCGAAUGGUUUAAAUGUUAAAUGUAAAUCUUUAAAUGUAAUAUUACGUGAUUCAUUUCAUUAUACAAUUUUAACACAUUUUUUAUGUUAUAUAUUAUAGUUAAAUAUGUAAUAUAUGUUACAUAGUUAUAUAUUUCUCGCUAUUAUGACAGCUUUACAUUUUGAUUUGCCCGGGAAUUGAAUGUGUGACUCUAUAUGUGUACAUUUUCUUCUUAUGUAUAAUUUCUUUAAACUAUCCAUUUUAUAAUUUCUAAUAUAUUAGAAUUAAAUAUAUAUUAUAUCUAUCAUUCUUUAUUAGACAAAUGGUUGUCAAGCAGUCACAGGUUCCAUUCCCGGGUCAGUCAAAGUAUUAUUGUGAAGCAAAUACAAAGAGGAGAUGUCAUAACUGAAUUUCCCUUUAACAUAACGCGUGACACUUUACGGGGAGCGCGGGACGUUAACCUACUUCUGUGUUUACCCUCUCUGCUCGGCUCCUAUUGAUAGUAGCGUGAUGUUUUAUAUACCAUAGCCUUCCUUAAUAAAUGGGCUAUCCGACACAAAAAGAAUUAUUGAAUUCUGAUCAGUAGUUUCUGAGAUAUUCGCGAUACAAACAGACUAUUCAGCUUUAUAUAUUAGCAUUGAUUCGCACUAUGUAUUAGCUAAAGUAUUUAAUAUAGGUAAAUAUAUUAAAAUUAUUGUGUCCAGUAUAUGGCAAUAGGCUCACCCCCUGUUACAUGGGACUUAUAACACAAAUGGUGAAAAUUGGGUGUACAUUGUAUAGCGGCAUUACGUGCCGUAAUGUGCAUCUCUGCCUACCCCUUCAGGGAUAAAAGGCGUGACGUUGCUUUUAUAAAAAUUGACGAAAGUCGUUAGUGACUAUAUUUUGAAACAGUAAUUCUUAUUUUCAGAGCGAGAGCUUAGAUAUAUCGCUAUCUCUCUCACGCUUAUGUAUUUUAAUAGAUAAAUAGUAUCUUUUAUCCUUUUUCUUCUUUCUACAUAUGAAUACAUAAUAUAUUUGUCGUAUUGAAUAAAUAAUCAAUCUUUAAUUCUAAAAUAUCUGUUUUUUAAAUCAAAAUAUUAAAUUAUUCAUUUUGACUGUAUACAUAUAAAGUGUUCUAAAAGUAUCUGCCACGGCUUUAAUGGGAGGUAGUGUUGUGUUUGAACAUUACAAUAGUGAAGACAUUUCGUACCUCGGACCAGUUAAUUCAAUUUGAGAACAUAAAGAAGUUAAAUAAACGUUGACUCUACUCUGCAUAAAGUGGUUCACAAAUACACACGAUGCGACAGAGACAGUGAAAGAGAUAGCUCUAUCAUAAUAAACUCAUAGGUAAGAAAAAAAAUACUCAUAAUCAAUAAUUUAUAUUUACUAUUGUAAUCUUCAAACACAACACUACCUCCCAUUAAAGCCGUGGCAGAUACUUUUAAAGCUUCUUAUAUAAGUGUCCACUGCUGACCAAAGCCCUCUUCUCAUACGGAGAAGGUUUGAGCAUUAAUCACCACGCUUGCUCAAUGCGGGUUGGCGAUUUGAAACUUAUAAUUAGAAAUUAUAAGCCCAGGUUUCCUCACGAUGUUUUCCUUCACCGUUUGUCAGUGGUGUCUAAAUAAUCUUGUAUGAAAUUAGUAUUUUUCUUAAAUUAAUAUUCUUAUUGACUUAAACUGUGUUUAAGUAAAUUUAUUUAUUUAUAAAAUUAUAAAUAAUGACAUAAAUAUUUAUUAGACUGCCUCGUUGGUCGAGUGGUCGCAAGUGCGACUGCCGGACAAGGGGUCUCGGGUUCAAUUCUCGUGUCGGACAAAGUAUUGCUGGACUUUUUUGAAAAUUUCUCAGUAGUAGCACGGAGUCUGGAAUUGUGUCCAGUAUAUAGCAAUAGGCUCACCCCCUAUUACAUGGGACUUAUAACACAAAUGGUGAAAAGUGGCAUUACGUGCCGUAAUGUGCACCUCUGCCUACCCCUUCGGGGAUAAAAGGCGUGACGAUACGAAUAAAUAUUUAUUUAUAUAUAAAUUAAAUUAUAAAUCCUUAAUUAUAUGUACAGCGUCUUUACUGAAUGCUUUGUUAGAAUGGGUAAGCGGGUUCGAUUCUUGGUUAGUUAAAAGUUACAAUUGUGAUUUUUAUUUUUUUAAUAUUAUGUUAUUGCAUCAGUUGUAGGUAGUUUCGUUAUUAUAAAGAAACGAGUCAAAUAACUCAUUUAAAAUCAAUCUAUAAGUACAUUUCUCAUAUAGUUCUUAUGUCUUCACUAAUAGAGCUCAAAUUCCUUUGAACAAGCAAAUGUUAGUUAUUUAUUCAAUUUUUCUAAAUGUAAUAGCAAAUUUGUAAUCACUCUUUAUAUUAUAACUAACACUUUAACUAUAGACUUUAUUACAAGUUGUUUAGAGUUCAAAUUACUAUGACACAGUAGCUUUGAAAUAUUAUAUACUAGAGGUACGUACUAAGUUUUUUGUUGACAUGCUAUUAUAUACCUUAGUUCUAUUGAUUUAAAGUUGAUUUUGGAAUAUAAAGGCUUGAAUAAAACAAAUGUGAUGAUAAUUGUACUCAGUAUUGAAAUGUCGACUUUAAAUUAAUACAGUUAAGGUAUAUAAUUGACAAAAUGGUGUAUUGUUUGGGUUUUUACAGGAGAGUCGCGAAGUAUAUGUCUGAUUGUGAUUCGUUAAAUAAUAAAUACAAUAUUGUAACACUGGAUGGAUAAUUGCACUCAAAAAUAUAGACACAUAGAUACAUUG